GGACGUCGCACCCGGAAGUGGAGCGGCUCCGCGACGGAGCUGUGGCGAUCGCGGCAGAGCCCCGAGGAUUCCGCUUUCUCGGGAGGAAACCACCGCGUCGGAUCGGCGCUGCGGGCUACAGCCACAGGCCUGCUUGGCCAUGGCCUUGACUGUGGAGACCGAGUCGCACAUCUAUCAAGCUUUGCGCACUGCCUCUGGUGCUGCUGCCCACCUUGUGGCCCUGGGCUUCACCAUCUUUGUGGCUGUGCUUGCCAGGCCUGGCUCCAGCCUGUUCUCCUGGCACCCUGUGCUUAUGUCUCUUGCUUUCUCCUUCCUGAUGACCGAGGCACUGCUGGUGUUCUCUCCUGAAAGUUCGCUGCUGCGCUCCCUCUCGAGGAAGGGUCGAGCACGCUGCCACUGGGUGCUGCAGCUGCUGGCCCUGCUGUGUGCGCUGCUGGGCCUGAGCCUUGUCAUCCUCCACAAGGAGCAGCAGAGCAAAGCCCACCUGGCCACAUGGCAUGGACGGGCAGGGCUGCUGGCUGUGCUGUGGGCGGGGCUGCAGUGCUCAGGUGGGGUGGGGCUGCUGUACCCCAAGCUGCUGCCCCGAUGGCCCCUGGCCAAGCUCAAGCUGUACCAUGCCACUUCAGGGCUGGUGGGCUACCUUUUGGGUAGUGCCAGCCUCUUGCUGGGCAUGUACUCACUGUGGUUUACUGCCACAGUUACCGGUGGGGCCUGGUACCUGGCUGUGUUAUGUCCUGUCCUCACCAGCCUUGUCAUCAUGAACCAGGUGAGCAACGCCUAUCUGUAUCGCAAGAGGAUCCAGCCAUGAACCCCUCCUAGCCUAGUGGAAGUCUGGACUUGUCCCUCAGUGUACAAGCUGGGGCUAGGACCUCCUGGGCUCUCUCAGCUGACUGUGUCAAGGGUACACCUCAGGUACUGGGGCAGUCAGGGUUGGGAGGAGACCUGUGUGUGACAUCUUUGCUCUUCGUGCUGGAGUGCCUCCUCUUCUCUCUCCACUGUCCCAGAGAAGCAUAUGGAUCAUGUGUCUGAUGAAGCUGGGGUUGCAAGACUGCCUCCCCAGCAAAUCAGCACUGGCAUUUCCAGAAAUUACAAGGGGAAAAAAAAAAAAGUAAAAUAAAAA
Messenger RNA from Trichechus manatus latirostris (Florida manatee), 1120 nucleotides. Its product is annotated as cytochrome b561 domain-containing protein 2. NCBI's taxonomy places the organism in Eukaryota, Metazoa, Chordata, Mammalia, Sirenia, Trichechidae. Bases 140 to 808 code for a protein of 222 amino acids. The record is from RefSeq and is a predicted model, not a curated record. The transcript is spliced from 4 exons. Gene Ontology annotation, cellular component: endoplasmic reticulum. Gene Ontology annotation, molecular function: transmembrane monodehydroascorbate reductase activity; heme binding.